Drosophila miranda is the source of this 1134-nucleotide messenger RNA. RefSeq names its product UNC93-like protein. Gene Ontology annotation, molecular function: potassium channel regulator activity. Gene Ontology annotation, cellular component: plasma membrane; striated muscle dense body. NCBI's taxonomy places the organism in Eukaryota, Metazoa, Arthropoda, Insecta, Diptera, Drosophilidae. The record is from RefSeq and is a predicted model, not a curated record. The coding region runs from base 164 to 1009 and encodes 281 amino acids. Gene Ontology annotation, biological process: regulation of potassium ion transport; regulation of muscle contraction. The transcript is spliced from 4 exons.
UUUAUUUAGAUUUAUGGCCCCCAGGCACGGUGUCCUUGGCACGUCAUUGGGGCCCCAAAAUAAAUGAAAGCCUGCUAAGCAUGAGCCAUGUCCCACUUGCCACUUGCCAAAACAGUCUCCACAUUCCACUAUAAUCAACAGUUGGUUCGGCUGCCGCUUGACCAUGGCCCUCGCUCUGUUCGCCUACAUGCCCUACAUCGCCGCCCAGUUCUAUCCCCGGUUCGAGACACUGAUUCCCGCAGCUCUAAUGGUGGGCUUCGGCGGCAGACCUCUGUGGUGCUCCAAGUGCACUUACCUAUCCACCGUAUCGGAGGCGCUGACUCAAGUGCGAGGCAACAAGUCACGGAAGGAUGUCAACACGGUCAAGUUCUUCGGUCUGUUCUUCAUCUUCUACCAGAUGGCACAGGUCUGGGGUAACCUUAUCUCCUCCUCGGUGCUCACCCUGAGUGGUCCGGCCAAGACCGCGAGCAAUGGCAGCCUGGAAAUGGAAGAGGAUAGCAGCCCAAGCCUCAGCAAAGUGGGCGAGUUGUGUGGCGCACGCUUUUGUCCGGGUGUGGGGGCCGAGGCCAAUCCCAAUCUGGUGCCUCCGGCUCCGGAGCAGAUUCAGCUGCUGAACUCGAUUUUCCUGGCCUGCAUGGCUGCUGCCGUCGUCAUGGUGAUCUUUGGCGUAAGUUCCCUAAAGCGGUUAGUAGAAGGAUCACAUCACACAGUCGACUACAUCCGGUAUUGCGCCCUUGCGGCCGUUUGGGGCAUCUGCGAUGGCGUCUGGUUGGUUGUGGUAAACGCUUUUUAUGGCAUCUUGUUCCCGAACCAUCUGAUUGCGGCUUAUAGCAACUUUCGGCUGUGGGAAAGCACGGGCUCGGUUAUUGGAUAUGUGAUAAGCUCUCAGCUUUGCACCUCCACCAACUUGGUGAUUCUGAUGUGCGUCAUGCUGGUGGGUUGUGUGGGCUACGGUCUCAUCGAAGUCUGGCAAAAACAAAAGAAUCUCGAGAUCAAGCUGAGCGAUUGACCAGUAGAUGAUUGAUUGAUGGAGUCAUUCCCUUGCCAUGAAAUUGUUGCCUUUUGUGAUAUUGCCAAUAGUAGAUUUUAAGAUACCAUAGUUUAAUAAAUAAUAUCUUAACAAAAAUAGCGAAA